AUGGUCGCCGCUAAGAACCUCAGCCUCGCCGCCCUCCUGUGGGUUGGCCUCGCCAGCCGCGGGCUCGCCCUUGAGAUCGACCAGGGCACCAACGACCUCACCCUGGUCCAGAGAUCCGAGGCCGAGUCUCUCGAUGCCCGCGCCGUCGAGGAAGCCUCAAUCCUUGACACCCGCACCAUGAGCAUCCAGAUCGUGCCCAACCCCCCGUCUUCCCACGCCGGCAAGCGAGAGGCUGAGGAGGUCGAGGAGCGUGACAUCGAGGAGCUAGAGGAGCGUGACAUCGAGGAGCUAGAGGAGCGUGACGAGGAGGAGCUCGAGGAGCGAGAUGAGGAGGAACUUGAUGAGCGCGAUGUCGAUGAACUAGACGAGCGAGAUGAUGACGAACUCGAAGAACGUGACGUUGAAGAACUUGAGGAGCGGGAUGAGGAGGACCUCGACGAGCGGGAUCUCGAUGAACUUGACGAGCGCGAUUUCGAGGACGAGCUUGACGAGCGUGAUCUCGACGAUCUUUACGAGCGCGACUUUGAGGAGCUGGAGACUCGCGGAGCAAAGGGCGGCCACCGCCAUGGAACUGGCGUCCACGUCAACCGUCCAGAUCCUCGCGAUAUCUACGAGGAACUCGAUGAGCGUGACUUUGAUGAGCUUGAUGAGCGUGAUCUCCAUGAACUUUACGAGCGAUAUGUCGAGGAGGAGCUUGACGAGCGCGACUUCGAGGAGCUGGAGACUCGGGGAGCAAAGGGUGAACACCGCCAUGGCGCAGGCGUUCACGUUAACCGUCCCGGUCCUCGUUCCAUCGAGACCCGAGGCAAGCGUCGCCAUCGCAAGGCUGGUGUUCACGUUAACCGCCCUGAUGCUCGUGAUAUCUACGAAGAGCUGGAGACUCGGGGAGCAAAGAGCGGUCACCGCCAUGGCACAGGCGUCCACGUCAACCGUCCUGGCCCUCGCAUCGAGACCCGAAGCAAGCGUCGCCAUCGCAAGGCUGGUGUCCACGUUAACCGCCCUGAGUCUCGUUCUGUCGAAGACGAGGUUGAUCUCGAGACGCGCAUAAACCGAGCUGUCCCGCUGGACAAGGCGCCUAAGACCCCCUUUAGCAAGAAUAAGUACUGGUCCAUCAGCCGCGCCUGGAAGGACUUUACCAAGCUGCCCCAGAAGGCCUAG
Clonostachys byssicola is the source of this 1158-nucleotide messenger RNA. Lineage: Eukaryota; Fungi; Ascomycota; Sordariomycetes; Hypocreales; Bionectriaceae. The record is from the annotation of a GenBank genome assembly.